Molecule: messenger RNA, 3891 nt
Organism: Aspergillus candidus
Lineage: Eukaryota; Fungi; Ascomycota; Eurotiomycetes; Eurotiales; Aspergillaceae
Product: valine--tRNA ligase
Exons: 7
Coding region: 1-3891 (1296 amino acids)
Biological process (GO): valyl-tRNA aminoacylation; rRNA processing
Cellular component (GO): cytosol
Molecular function (GO): rRNA binding; aminoacyl-tRNA deacylase activity; ATP binding
Source: RefSeq, a predicted model, not a curated record
AUGGCUCAAUCCUCUGCCCCCCAGAAUCCGACUGGUGAGCCCGCGGCUCCCGUCGUGAGCCCUCCCCCUCAGGCCGAUGACCAGACGAGAAACCAGAACGCCGAUGCUGUUGCUGUGCCUCCGAAGGUGAAAACCGAGAAAGAUUUGGAGAAGGAGCGCAAAAAGGCCGAGAAGGCGAAGAAGUUCGCCGAAAAGAAGGCCAAGGCUGCUGCGGCCAAGCCCGCUGCCCCCAAGGCCGAGAAGAAGCCCAACAAGGUCGAGAAGGAAAAGACCACCGACGCCUACGACCCGAGGACCAUCGAGACCGGACGGUAUGAAUGGUGGGAGGAGCGCGGGCUGUUCAAGCCCGAAUUCGGUUCCGACAACAAGGUCAAGCCCGAGGGUGCCUUCGUCAUCCCUAUCCCUCCCCCCAACGUGACCGGCUCCCUCCACAUGGGUCACGCCUUGACCAACGCCCUCCAAGACACCAUGAUCCGCUGGGAGCGCAUGAGGGGCAAGACGACCCUGUGGCUCCCGGGUAUGGACCACGCCGGUAUCUCCACGCAGAGCGUUGUCGAGAAGAUGCUCUGGAAGAAGGAGCAGAAGACCCGUCACGACCUCGGCCGUAAGGAGUUCACGGACCGUGUGUGGGCGUGGAAGCACGAGUACCAUGCCAACAUCAAGAACGCCCUGCAGAGAGUCGGUGGUUCGAUGGACUGGUCCCGUGAGGCCUUCACGAUGGAUCCCAACCUGUCCGCUGCCGUCACCGAGACCUUCGUCCGCCUCCACGAAGAGGGCAUCAUCUAUCGCGCCAACCGCCUGGUCAACUGGUGUGUGGCCCUGAACACGUCGCUGUCCAACCUGGAGGUCGAGAACAAGGAGGUCGAGGGACGCACCCUGUUGGAUGUGCCGGGCUACGAGCGGAAGGUCGAGUUCGGUGUCCUGACGCACUUCUGCUACGAGGUCGAUGGAAGCAAGGAGAAGAUCGAGAUCGCUACCACCCGUCCCGAAACCAUGAUUGGCGAUAGCGGUAUCGCCGUCCACCCCGAAGACAAGCGUUAUCAGCACCUGAUCGGCAAAAACGCCCGCCACCCCUUCAUUGACCGGUUGAUGCCCAUCGUCGCCGACCCCGAUGUCGACCCCGAGUUCGGUACCGGUGCCGUGAAGAUCACCCCCGCUCACGAUUUCAAUGAUUUCAACCGUGGAAAGGCCCACAACCUCGCCUCUAUCUCUGUCAUGAACGACGACGGUACCUUCAACAAGCAGGCCGGUCCCUUCGCCGGAAUGAAGCGCUUCGAUGCCCGUUACAAGGUGAUCGAGAUGCUGAAGGAGAGGGGCUUGUACGUCAAGUGGGAGAACAACCCCAUGAAGAUCCCCCGCUGUGCCAAGUCCAACGAUGUCAUCGAGCCCAUCCUCAAGCCCCAGUGGUGGAUGAAGAUGAAGGACCUGGCCGAGCCCGCCAUCAAGGCCGUUGAGGACGGCGAGAUCAAGAUCAAGCCCGAAUCCGCCGAGAAGAGCUACUUCCGCUGGAUGCACAACAUCAACGACUGGUGUCUGUCCAGACAGCUUUGGUGGGGUCACCAGGCCCCAGCCUACCUCGUGAAGAUCGAGGGCGAGGAUACCGACGAGAGCGACGGCAACUACUGGGUCACCGGCCGUACCGAGGACGAGGCCCGGACCAAGGCCGAGGCCAAGUUCCCCGGCAAGAAGUUCUCCCUGGAGCGCGACCCUGACGUUCUCGACACCUGGUUCUCUUCCGGAUUGUGGCCCUUCUCCACUCUGGGUUGGCCCCGCCAGACCCACGACCUGGAGAACCUCUACCCUACCACCGUCCUGGAGACCGGUUGGGAUAUCCUGUUCUUCUGGGUUGCCCGUAUGAUCAUGCUGGGUAUCAAGAUGACCGGCAAGAUUCCUUUCAAGGAGGUGUACUGCCACUCUUUGAUCCGUGACUCCGAGGGCCGGAAGAUGUCCAAGUCUCUGGGUAACGUGAUUGACCCUCUGGACGUUAUGGAGGGCAUUGCCAUCAACGACCUUCACGCCAAGCUGCUCACCGGUAACCUUGCCGACAAGGAGGUUGCCACUGCCACCAAGUACCAGAAGAAGGCGUUCCCCAAGGGUAUCCCUGAGUGCGGUGCUGAUGCUUUGCGCUUUGCCUUGGUGUCUUACACCACCGGUGGUGGUGACAUCGCCUUUGACAUCCAGGAGGUUAACGCCUCUCUGGAAUCGCGCGACUUCAACAACUCUGCCGUCGUCAUCUACCAGUACUGGUACGCGCAGCUGUGCGAUGUCUUCAUCGAGAACUCGAAGUACCUGCUGUCGCCCGACGCCCCCGCCGAAAUGCAGGAGUCGGCCAAGCAGACACUCUACACGGCCCUCGAGGGCGCCCUGGCCCUGAUCCACCCCAUCAUGCCCUUCCUCACCGAGGAACUGUGGCAGCGUCUUCCCCGCCGUCCCGACGACAAGACCAUCUCGAUCAUGAAGGCCAAGUUCCCCGAGUUCGACCCGUCGUUCCACAACCCCGAGGCUGAAGCCGCCUACGAGCUCAUCCUGAACACCUCCAAGGCCAUCCGCUCGAUCCUGGCUUCGUACGAGAUCAAGACCAAGGGUGACAUCGUCAUCUCGACCUACGACGAGGCCAGCUACAAGGCCGUCUGCGACGAGAUCACGAGCAUCAAGUCCCUGGGUGGCAAGACCCUCGGUGAGCUCACCGUGCGGGGCCCUGACAACCCGACCCGUCCCGCUGGAUGCGUCGUUGCCCCCGUCAACACCCAGGCCUCUGUCUACCUCCGCGUGUCCAAGGAGGUCGCCCUCGAGCAGGAGGAGAAGGCCAAGGCGAGCCUGGACCGCUCCCUCGACGUUGUGCGCCGCCAGCAGGGCCUCAUCGGCUCUGCCGCGUGGCAGUCAAAGGCUAAGCCGGAGUAUAUAAAACCCAAGAACCCGCGCACCGCGCGGCUGCUCAAAGCCAAAGAGCCCCAGCAAGUCGAACCGCCGAAGCGCACCCUGCUGCUGCACGGAUCGAAAUGCCCAGGCCCUCUGCAAACCGUCCUGAAGACCUUCCACUCGCUGACGCGGCCGAACUCGGUCCUCUUCCACAAGAAGAACGAGAACAUCCACCCGUUCGAGAACACCGAGAGUCUCGAAUUCCUGGCCGACAAGAACGAGUGCGGCGUGGUGGUGUUCGGGAGCAGCUCGAAGAAGCGGCCUAACUCGGUGACGCUGGCGCGCAUCUUCAACGCCAAGGUGCUCGACAUGGCGGAGCUGAUGCUGCUGCCUCGUCCGGAUGGCGAGGAGAACCCCGCUAUGAACAGUCUGAGCAUGGAGGUGGGUGUGGGCAUGCGGCCUUUGAUGAUUUACUCCGGGAGUGCGUGGGAUGAUAUGACGUCUACGCCGCAUCAGAUGCUGAAGAGCAUGUUUGUGGAUAUGUUCAAGGGCGAGACGUCGGAGAAGAUCGAUGCCGAGGGGCUGCAGUAUGCGCUUAUGCUGGCGGCUGAUGAGCCCACCGAGGGGCUGGCGCCUGUGAUUCACCUGCGGUGGUUUAAGAUCCGCACGAAGCGCAGCGGGCACAAGCUGCCGCGGGUGGAGCUGGAUGAGUUCGGGCCUAAGUUUGAUUUCAAGGUCGGCCGUCUGCAUGAGGCGCCUCGCGACCUCAUGAAGGAGGCUAUGAAGCAGGGCAAGCGGCCGAACGAGGACUUCAAGAUGAAGAAGAACAUCACCGUGGACUCGAUCGGUGACAAGGUCGGCCGGGUGCAUCUGGCCAAGCAGGAUCUGGGCGGCCUGCAGACCCGCAAGAUGAAGGGUCUGAAGCGGCGCGCGGGGAUGGAGUCGGAUGAGGAGGAUGCCGAGAUGAUGGAUGUCGAUGAUGAUGAGGAGAUUUCGGAGGAUGAGGGACACAAGAGGGCGAGGACUGCAUGA